CCGUCAGUUGGAGAAUCGUGACGUCAUGCAUGCGUCACGUGACUGACGCCUACGCUGGAAUGAUCAUGACAGGCCAGUUAAAUCGGGACACUUUGGUGACGUCACUGGCUGAUUCCUGCAGCAUGUCGUGGCCGGCAUUUUUAGAUUGCGCCAAAACUAAGCUCAGGGAGUGCAACCUUGACGAGAAUUUGGCCGCCAAAGUUCACCAGUCGUCCAUGUGCCUUAACAACAAACCACGUGAUCUCAUCCUGGACCUGGUUAGCCAGCUUCCAGAGGAAGUUGAUGUCUCGUGCGUGACCCAGAGCAAAGGUGGAAGUUUCCAGCCAUGUGUCGCGCAGCUGUUUGGAAUCAAACGCCCCGAGAACCUCUUCUUGGAGACCAGCCGUUCAAUUCUUGCAAAACGGUACGUGCAGUUCAUCCAGUGUGCCGUGGACAUGGUGGCUGAGUCCACGUGCCCUAACAAGGAGGUGAUGGCUACAGUGUUCACAGUGUUUGGACUGACCACCACACCUACUGGUGUCCUGGUCACCAAGGAUGACCUCGAGGCCUCGGGACUUUUGUCGGACGGCGACAGGAAUGACGUCAUUCCAUCAACCCGACCCCCCGCGAAGGAACGCUGAAUCCAAGGCACGGCGAAAGCCUCGCCAUUAUAUGUACUAGGACGUUUGCAACUUUGUCAUUCCAGUUCUUCUUGUGUUAACCCUUGAUGAGUUUUGUGAUAGUCCCUAUUUAUACAAACAAAAUGUACACAAGAGUUGGAAAGGAAGGCGACUACCCGAAAGUUUAAACAAGGUCGUCGGUAUUGUUUACGAACGAUCUGAAAGAUCUGUGACUCGAACCUCCCGAAUGUUUACUAGGUCACCGAUUGUAAAGCCAGAAUAAAUUUGUCACGAAACUCAUUAAACAGGCGUGGAUCACGGAAUGAUCAAAACGCUUAUGGGGUUGCUAUAUGCAAGACAGGACUACCCCACAUAAUAAUUCACUUUCUUUGUCAAUGAAACUAUGAAAUCUAAAACUAUAUGGAAUAAGCUCGACCUGUCGUAAGUGGAGGCAAUCUGAUUCGAGAAACGCCAUUGUAUGAUCAUAUACGCAACGUUUAUUAUUGCACGUCAGUCAGCAGAAUCCGGAACCAGCCACAUGCAUGCCCACCUGGCUCAUGACCGACAUUCCAACAGAUGUGGUACAGAUAGAUUUGGUUGAUGUUUUGUAACACUUUAUUGUCUUCCUACCUUCAAUAUGUGCACUAAACAUGCCACGUGAAGCGCAAGUCUAAUGCUGUUAUUUGAUCAUCCAUCCCAUGUUUAUACGUCCACACAUGUAAGCUAGGGCAGACAUGAAGUGCGUACUACGUAACGGUGGUCACGUGAGCCUGGUGUCACGUGUAAUGGUGGGUGAAGAUCUCCCACGUGGCCUUGACGUGACGUCAUGGCGUCUUUGUGCAGCUGUUCUGUUCUUUACAGCCGUUGAGCAAAUUUUGUAACAUCUAGCAUAACAGCCAUGUGCAGCACAUUCAACUGUUACUUUAAGUAUGCUAUGUGAUAAUAAAAAUAAAGUAAUAAACACACAUCAAAUGAAGUACCAUAACGAACGGACCUAAAACUAUCACCUAAGGAUACAAGACCUUGUGAAUAAGUAAAGAAUAUGUUAAAUCGUUUAGAUACCUUAUACCAGUUCCUCUUUUAUUGUCACUGUAUCAUGAGGGUUAAAGCCGUUAUAUCUGUUCACUGAUAUGUAUGAUACAAUGAUACACCCUGUAGUUCUGUAUGCUACUCGCGCACCAUGUAUUUCUGUAUGCUACAGGUGCACCCUGUAGUUCUGUAUGCUACUGGCGCACCAUGUAAUUCU
Molecule: messenger RNA, 1845 nt
Organism: Liolophura sinensis
Lineage: Eukaryota; Metazoa; Mollusca; Polyplacophora; Chitonida; Chitonidae
Exons: 5
Coding region: 30-620 (196 amino acids)
Source: RefSeq, a predicted model, not a curated record